Molecule: messenger RNA, 2462 nt
Organism: Balaenoptera acutorostrata (minke whale)
Lineage: Eukaryota; Metazoa; Chordata; Mammalia; Artiodactyla; Balaenopteridae
Product: cilia- and flagella-associated protein 221-like
Exons: 23
Coding region: 105-2462 (785 amino acids)
Biological process (GO): cilium movement; cilium assembly
Cellular component (GO): cilium
Source: RefSeq, a predicted model, not a curated record
CGACGCUCGGGGAAGGUGGCGGCGCCCGCGGAAUCCAGCCCGGGAACCCGCUCCGGGGAAAUGACCUUUGGCUCUAAAAAGAAGGCUCCAUUUUUCAUGAUAAAAUGGCAGCGGUGAAAACCCCCAGCAGAGAAGUAAAGAAUGCUGAAGAACCAUUUCAUGAUGUAUCGCCCCUCCUUUUAAGGAGCCUAGUGGAGGAACCCAAGAAACCAAAAGAAGUACCUAAUCACCUCCUGGAAUCAAAGGUUUAUGCAAAUCUUCUGAAUAAUAAGGUCAUACAGGCAAAACCUGGCAUAUUGCAUUUUGGAGGCUAUCAAGUAGAAAAACACCACCAGCAGAUACUGCAUGUGGUCAAUAUUUGCAAUGAAGAUUUACGCGUUCAUAUUUUACCCCCCCAAACCAAACACUUUCAGAUCAAGUAUGUGAAGAAGGAGCACCACCUUGUCCCUGGCUUGUCCCUCACGGUCACCGUUACAUUUACUCCAGAUGAGUGGCGAUACUACUAUGACAGCAUCUGCAUUCACUGUCAGGGAGGUGAGACUUUGCUUGUCCCCAUCCAUGCCUAUCCUGUCAUGAAUAGACUGGACUUUCCCUCAUUUAUAAACCUAUCAAAUGUUCUACUUGGUGAAAGCAAAAGCUAUGUGAUUCCUUUGCAAUGCAGUUGCCCUGUAGAUUUUGAGUUUCAUGUUGCUUUGGUUCGGUCUCAUCAAGCCUUUACUGUUGAGCCAACAUCAGGAAUAAUACCAGCGAACGGGAAGAUGGAUGUGACAGUGACGUUUACCCCCUUUCAGUGUGGGAUCGCACAGAUAAAAGUGCAGCUGUGGAUUUCACAGUUCAACUCUCAGCCAUACGAGUGUGUCUUCACCGGCACGUGCUACCCCAACAUGGCUUUAAAGAAAGUAGUUGUACCUCCAGAAAAGGCAAGGACACAUGUACAUUUUCACCGACUGCCAGCAAAGGCAAAGCCUCCCAAGAUUAAGGAAAUCGAAUAUCAGAACUUGAGAUUUCCAGUAGACUUAUCGAAUCCAUUUGCUGUGGCAACUGUUCUCAACCAAGAACCAGGAAAAUUGAAGAUUAAAGAAUUAAGAGAAGUUUUGGACCAAGGCACUGAGGUUUCAAAAACAAGACAGAUGAAGGAAGCACUCUUUGAACAGAAAGUCAGACAGGACACUAACGAAGAGCUCAAAAAUCACCUUAAGUGGCAGGUACACCUCGGUAAAGAUCACAUGUCCUUUAAAUUUAAAAAAGACCUUACUGAGGAGCGGCAGAGAGUAAACAACAAAUACAAGCUAGAUAGAGGAGAUCCUGUUUUGGAUGACGAAUUCCAGCGACUCAAGACAGAAGUUCACCCCAAACGGGUUGUACGCGACCUGGAAGAAAAAACCAGGGAAUUUCAUCCUAAUUUUGAUCCGCUCAUAAAUAACACUUGGGUCAACAGGUUCUGGGUGCAGAGACGAUUUCAGCAAGCAGCACGCAAGGUCAUGAUUCAUCGCCGCUUGCUGAGCACGCUGAGUGCGAUCCGUAACAUGCACAGAGACGCCGUCGUGAAAGGGUCCACGCACGGAAGACAGUCCAUGGCACGAGACAAGAAUUCCUCCAGACACCUUCGGGCGCGGGUCAGUCAGGACGAUUACCGCAGCUGCUUCUCUGUGUCACCGCAGCAAGUGCUGCCCUUCGCCUUCCCGGCCUCCAGCGCCCCCCAGGGCUCCAGCGAGCUGGCUCCUGAUGGCCUUGGACCUGUUCCAAUUAAACCUUCAGAAAUUCAAAUCAAGCAGACCUAUUCCUUCUUCAAUCUGCAGGUUCCUCAGCUGUACCAGAUCAAGAGGUACCAGCCGGUCUCUGUGCAGAUGUCCUCCACCAGCUACUGGCCUCAGAAGCUUGCCCGGGCCCUGAAGCCAGGAGCUGAGGACGAAGCCACCGCCGUCACAGCCCUGCCCAAGCAGGACUCGGCGCCCCAGCUCCCCGGCGAGACCUCCGUCCUGAGCAUAAGACUCCCUGAGGCCUUGGCCCGGGCUCCGGAGUACGACCCGCUUUAUAUCUUUAACCCCAGCCCAGGGUUAUUUGCCGUGAAGCACCCGCUGACCUACGCGGAAACCUCGAUCGAUUACCAUCUGUGCACCCACCCCAAGUACAAGUUCACCAAGGAGUCCCACUGCAGCUCCAGCGUCCCCCUCACCCAGAAGCAGUUUCUCCAUCACACGGAUGUCAUUCCUGGAGUGAUGAGCUGGAAGAGGUUCCAGUGCCUGCUCCUCUCGACCCUGCCCGAAACCUCUCAGACGGAGAUGGCGCAGAGCUGUGAUUCCUUCAAUUUAGCCAUGCUUCCUAUAGACGUCCCUGCCGUUCUUGACGCCUUACCAGAAGAAGACAGAAUGGAGACCAUCGAACGGCGCUCAGGGGAGGGGCGAGCGCAGGGGGUGCUGAGUGGGCUUCCAAGGCUGCAGAGUCGCGUGGACUUGGGUUAG